GCGUCACACUCGAGCGGCUGCGGCCCUGCGUCACACUCCUGGUCCUGGGGCACGCGGCCAGCCGGGCCGCAGCGCCGCACACAGAUCAAAGUUGCUGCCCGCGCGCGCGGAGCCUCCACUCCGCACCAGAUCCGAUGCACUGAUGCACAUGCACGCAUCGCGGAGCCACCUGCCCACGUCCGGCGAGUCCCUCCUCCGCCUCGUGUCUGCCUGCCGCGCACCCGCCCACCUCCCAUCCCUGCGCGCCGCGCACGCGCGCCUCCUCGUGCUGCUCCACCCCUCCCACCCAUCCGCCGCACACGCUAGCGUCAAGCUCAUCCAAGCCUACGCCGCCUGCUCCGCGCUCCCCUUGGCACACGCCGUGCUCGAGUCGUCGUCCUCGUCCUCCGCCGGCGGCAGCAGCAGGACCACCACCGUCUGCUUCAACGUACUCAUCCGCGCGCUCACCGCUGCCUCCCUCCACCGCGAUGCGCUCGUCCUCUUCGCCUCCAUGCGGCCGCGGGGCCCCGCCUGCUCCCCCGACCACUACACCUACCCUCUCGUGCUCAAGUCGUGCGCGGCGUCGAACGACCUCCUCCUCGGCCUCCAGAUCCACUCCGCCGUGGCCAAGCUCCGUCUCGACGCGAACGUCUACGUGGCGCACUCCGCGAUCAGCAUGUACGCGCGGUGCGGCCGCCCGGAGGACGCGUACAGAGUGUUCGACGGAAUGCAGCACCGGGAUGUCGUCUCCUGGAACGCCAUGAUCGCUGGGUUCGCGCGUGCGGGUCUGUUCGACCGUGCUAUUGAGGUUUUCAAGCAGUUUGUGGUGCUGCCGGGUUCGAUGCCAGAUGCUGGCACCAUGGCAGGCAUCUUGUCGGCUAUGGGGAAUGCCAAAUCAGAAGACAUUGUGUUUGUGAGGAGUGUUUUCAACAACAUGCAGUUUAAGGAACUUAUCUCUUGGAACGCUAUGCUCGCUGUAUAUGCUAACAAUGGAUAUCAUGUUAAGGCUGUUGAGCUGUUCAUGCUGAUGGAAAAGGAUGAGGUUGAGCCAGAUUCAGUAACUCUGGCAACUGUUCUUCCUCCAUGUGGGGAGCUCUCAGCAUUUUCAGUAGGAAAACGGAUCCAUGAGAUUAUCAAGAGGAAAAAUAUGUGCCCUAACUUGUUGCUUGAAAAUGCUCUCAUGGACAUGUAUGCAAACUGUGGAUGUUUGAAGGGUGCUAGGGAUGUCUUUGAUUCCAUGAGUGCACGGGAUGUCAUAUCAUGGACUUCAAUCAUAUCUGCUUACGGAAAGCAUGGUCAUGGAAGAGAGGCUGUUUAUCUUUUUGAGAAGAUGCUAGAAGAGGGGCUGAAACCAGACUCCAUUGCCUUCGUUGCUGUUCUAGCAGCAUGCAGCCAUGCUGGCCUUUUGGAUGAUGGGAAGAGCUACUUUGAUUCCAUGACUUCCAGGUAUCAUAUCACUCCAAAAGCAGAGCACUAUACUUGCAUGGUGGACCUUCUCGGCCGUGCUGGAUGUAUAAGCGAGGCAUAUGAUUUCAUCACAACAAUGCUGAUCGAGCCAAAUGAAAGAGUCUGGGGAGCCUUAUUACAAGCUUGUCGAAUUCACUCUAAUAUGGACAUUGGACUCGUGGCAGCAGACAAUCUGUUCAGAUUGGUACCUGAACAAACAGGAUACUAUGUGCUGUUAUCUAAUAUGUAUGCUAGGGCUGGGAGAUGGGCAGAUGUUACCUCGGUGAGAAGUGUCAUGGUGAAUAAGGGUAUCAAGAAAUUUCCUGGUACUAGCAUUGUCGAGCUAGGGGAUCGGGUUCACACAUUUCAUAUUGGUGAUAGAUGUCACCCACAAUCUGAAAUGAUCUAUCAGAAACUGGAUGAGCUACUGGGCAAAAUAAGGAGAAUGGGUUAUAACCCAGAGGUAGAGGCUACACUUCAUGAUGUUGAGGAAGAAGACAAAGAAGGUCAUCUUUCUGUUCACAGCGAGAAAUUGGCGAUUGCAUUUCUCCUUUUGAACACUAGUCCAGGGACAACUAUCAGGGUGACUAUGAAUCUCAGAACCUGUAGUGACUGUCAUCUUGCUGCAAAGCUGAUUUCAGUAAUCACCAGUACAGAGAUUAUCCUCAAAGACACCAAUAGGAUCCAUCAUAUAGUACAAGGAGUUUGUUCAUGUGGGGAUUAUUGGUAGAGGAUGUACAAUUGUCAUAGACUGCAUUGAUUGAAGCAUGGCUUCUUGGAGAAAGGACUUUUGCUCUUUGAGCAUGAAGCUUGAAUCCACCUUUCAUCAAUUUGUGUCCUUCGAUUGGAUGGAUGGUAGUUUUCUGGAUAACAUUUGUAACAGAAAUUCAGCAUCCGUGGUCAGCUGCAGAAUAAAGAAGAGAAUGAGACCUAUCUACGCAUGAGCAUUUGAUUUCUUUGUCCAGUAUUCAGGUUCUUUUAUUCAUCAAAUCAAUCUAACAGAAAGACUACUAGAGAAGUGUGCCAAUCAAAUAUCAGCUGUCUAUGUUUCUUGAACUUUUGUGAAGCAUACAUAUAUAAAAGUGAACCCCAAGCACCAAGUGAUACAAGAACAUUCAGCAUUCAUCAGCUCUUGAUGAUAAUUUUUUUAUGCCAUUUCCCAACUGAACAAGAAAUGGAACUAUGGAAGUAUGGAACAGAGAUGUUCUUGGGGGCAUGCAGGAGACAGGAUCAUACUACAGCUUUGUAGUGUUAGCAUUAGUCCCAACUCCCAACAGAUCUUAGGAGUAACAGUCACUGAAAUUAGAACCUCAUAUAAUCAUAUUAAUGUUCUGAAGUUACUGAACUUUGUCAGUUGAGCUUGCUAAGCAGUUCUCUAUUAGUAACGCACCCACUUAGAUAGUCAAGGAAGGCAAGCAGUAUUAUGAGUGGAAAGAAAAAUUUAUCAUGUUGUCUGCUGCAGAAAUCUGAGGCAUGUGCUUCUCUUUUCUUCUUAAUACAAAGAUACACAGCUCUCCUGCGUGUUCGAGAAAAAGGCAUGUGCUUCUCUUUCUCUCCCUACUUGUUAUAUCUGCAAUUUUUUUAACCUAACACUCGACAGUUCUGGUCAUGACUUCAUGCCAGUCAGCAAAUUGAGCUUAACUUUUUUGCAUUCCAUGAUGAAGGACAAACAAAUCACGGCAUAGCUUUUUACUCCUUUUAGCAUGUGAAUUUAGAUAGAUUUGUAGAAUCAUGUUCACUGUUCACAUGAUAAAAAUACAUGAAAUAUGUACUUAUUUGAACUUUUCAGUGAGAUGUUUCCAAGAA
Sorghum bicolor (sorghum) is the source of this 3231-nucleotide messenger RNA. RefSeq names its product putative pentatricopeptide repeat-containing protein At3g49142. Bases 143 to 2155 code for a protein of 670 amino acids. The record is from RefSeq and is a predicted model, not a curated record. Lineage: Eukaryota; Viridiplantae; Streptophyta; Magnoliopsida; Poales; Poaceae. The transcript has a single exon. Gene Ontology annotation, biological process: RNA modification. Gene Ontology annotation, molecular function: RNA binding; zinc ion binding; protein binding.